Messenger RNA from Plasmodium berghei ANKA, 3147 nucleotides. RefSeq names its product conserved Plasmodium protein, unknown function. The record is from RefSeq and is a predicted model, not a curated record. NCBI's taxonomy places the organism in Eukaryota, Apicomplexa, Aconoidasida, Haemosporida, Plasmodiidae. Gene Ontology annotation, molecular function: protein-arginine N-methyltransferase activity. Gene Ontology annotation, cellular component: nucleus. The transcript has a single exon. Bases 1 to 3147 code for a protein of 1048 amino acids. Gene Ontology annotation, biological process: peptidyl-arginine methylation.
AUGGAAUGUACAGAUAUAAAUAAUAAAAAUGUAAACGAAUAUUUGAAGGAUACUGCAAUAAAAAAGCAUGGGGGAAAUAUAAAUAACAUUUCAGAUUUAAAUGAAAAUGAUAAAGAAAAUGAAAUACAUUUAAAUAAAGAAGAAAAUUUAUCUAAGGGUAGAGAUUUAUCUGAAAGGGAAACUAAUGAUGCAAUAUAUAGCGAACAAGGAGAAUAUGAUGUGAAAGGAGCAUCUACUGAAGAAAAUGAAUAUAAAAGACAAAAUAGAAAAAGAAAUUUGAAUUUCGAAAUCACUAAAGAUAAUAAAUGUGAUAAUGAUUCAUAUGAAAAAUAUCCUGGAACGAAAUUGAAGACGAAAAAAACAUGCCCUAAUUUUAUGAAUAAUGACAAUGCGAUAAAACCACUUGAUGAGGAAAAUGGAAAAGAUAUAUGCGACACGCAUAGUGAUGAAAUUUUUUAUGAGAAAGAUGAAGAAAAUAAUAACAAAGGAAAAGACAUAAAAGAAAAAAAUACUACGAAAAUUAUUGACAACAAUGAAAAUAAUAAAGAUAUUAAUGAAAAUAAUAGUACGAAUAUGAAGAAAAAAUAUAUAAGACUUUUAAAAAAUUUGGAAAAUGGUAUAUCGUACAAAAUAAUAGAUAAUGAAAACAAAAAAAGAAUUAAUAAAUGGGGAGAAGGAUUAACUUUACAACAAAAAAUUAAUUUAUUUAUUAAAAAUAAAAUAGCUACAAAAACAGAAUAUAAAUAUGGGAAGAAACCAAAUACAUUAUCUAUAUGUAAUCAGUUUAAUUUACAUAAUCAUUUAACUAUGUUAAACGACUUUAAUAGAUUACAUUAUUACAGAGCUGCAAUGAGAUGGACUGGAUAUAAUGGGGUAAAUGAACAUAAUGGAAAUAUUAUUGAAAAUGAAAAAAAAAAUAAUGAUUUAGUUCCAUGUAACUCCAAUAGUUUAAGUAAAAAAGACAUAAUAAACCCCAUGAAUAAUACAAAUAAUUUAAAUACCAAAGAGAAAGAUUUGUAUAAAUAUGGAAGCAAUGAUAGUGAAAAAAAGAAUCCUUAUAUUUUUUUCGAAAAUAAUAAAGAUUGUUAUGUUUAUAAUAAAAAUAUUAUUGAGAUUGGUACAGGGCCUUUAUCUUUAUUAUCUAUUAAUGCCAUUUUAAAUGGAGCUAAGCAUGUAGAUGCUUUAGAAGUGAAUAAAGAUGCCUCUGAAAUAGCCAAAAAAUUAAUAGAAGGUUACAAUUUAGAAGAUUAUAUAAGAGUUAUAAAUUGUUAUUCUAAGGCUUAUAUAUAUAGAGAAGAAUCUAAUAAUAAAAGAAUAAAAAAAAAAUUUUUUUUUCAUAAUCUUUUUAAAAAUAAUUUAGAUGAACAUUACUGUAAAAAUUUUAAUUAUGAUUUAAUAAUAAGUGAAGUUAUAGGAGAUUUUGCUUCUCAAGAAGGAGUCGCGGAUAUAUAUUUGGAUUUACAUAAGAAAAUAUUUUCCUACAGGAAGUAUCAAGAGUACUUGAUCGAUUGGGAAAGGAGAAAUGAUAAUAGCAAUAAUAAUGAUGGGCAUGAUAAUAAUAACAAAAAGGACAAUUACAGAGAUGAUGUAUAUAGCGACAAUAAUAGUGUGUCUAUAAAUGAUGGAUUCUGCAAAAAUGAAAAAAGAGAUAAUAAAUAUAAUGGAGAAGAGGAAGAAAAUUCUAAUUCUAUAAAAAGGGAUUUAGUAAAAGAGCAAAAAAAAAUAAGCUAUAAAGAUUUUGCAGAUGAUGAUAAUUUAUAUAAAUCAGAAGAAUUCUAUAAUAUGAAUAUUAAAAGUAUUCCAUAUAGUGUUACAACAUAUUAUUGCCCUGUAAAAUUUCCUUAUUAUGAUAAUAUAAUAUAUAAGAGUACAGAUCACCCAGAAAGAACAAUUAUUAGUCCUCAAAAUAAAUUAUUACAAUCAAUUAUGUUAGAAUGGUUUAAUUUAACCUUGAAUGAUAAAGAUAAUGAUGAUAGUUUUGGAAAAUUAGAAUAUAUACAUUUAGAAGAAAAUUUAAUUAAUCAAAUGAUACAAAAAAGAAGUAAAAUAUUUGAGGUAGAUAAAAAUGAAUCAUUUUGUGGAUUUUUAAUUACAAUAGAUGUGGAAAUUAGAAAAGGGGAGCAUUUUGGUACAAAAUAUGGUACUUGUGAUAGUUGGUAUACAAAUAUAGUUUUGUUGAAUGAUGAAAUAAAUCUUAAAAAAAAAGAUUUAAUAAUUAGUAAAACAUAUACCAAUUUAUUAAACUACAAUGAACAUUUUAUUGGCAAAAAAACAAUUCUAGUUUCAAGACCAUCUUAUACUUUUUAUGGGUAUAUUUUACGUUCAAUUGAAAACCCCGAUUCUGACGAUUCACUUUUCGAUUCAUCAGAUUGUAAUAAUUCUAGUUAUGAUACAAAUUCAGAAAAUAAAAACGAUAAUAAAAAUAGUGUAAAUAAUAAUAUGCACGUGGAUGAUGAAACGAUUUUAUUACUGGAUAAUAUGGAUUUUCACAAAAACAAGUUUUCAUUAAAUGUGGAAAAUAAAAUUGAUAAAACAAAAUAUGGCAUGGUAAAAGAUAAUAGUAAUUCAUUUGGUGAUGAACACAAUAAGUUUUCCGAUAAAAAUAAAGGAAACUUCCAAAAAAGUGAAGAAAUACCAAAUCAAAAAAAUCGUUCAAAUGACAAUGGUCGGGAUAAAAGUGCUUACAACAUAUUAGAUAAUUCUUGCACCGAAAGAGACAAAUUAAAUAAGCCUAAUGAAUCUUGUACAAGUGUACAGGAUGAAAAUGAAACGGAUCAAAAUAAUAAGAACAAUACCGAGGGAAAUAUCACAAAAAAAAACUCAAAAAGCUAUAUAAAAAGAAAAAAGAAGAAAGAUGCAAAAAAAGAUGAAAAUAAAUAUAAAAAAUAUUUUGGAAAAAGCCGAGAAGAAUAUGAAAAAGAUAUAUCCGAUAUUACUAACAAUUACGACUUAAAUGUUAAUUUUUAUUCUAAAAAUUUAAAAGAUAAAGUUAUAGUAUAUAAAAAUGCGAAAUAUAAAUUCUUGUCUUUUUAUAAACCGGUAAUUAUUGAUUAUGAUGAGCAAGCAACUGUGAUUUAUAAAAAAGAAGAUAUAUAUAAUGGGAAAGAAAACGAUGUGAAUAAGUUUGUGAAUAACAUAUAUGAGUAA